Molecule: messenger RNA, 897 nt
Organism: Exophiala spinifera
Lineage: Eukaryota; Fungi; Ascomycota; Eurotiomycetes; Chaetothyriales; Herpotrichiellaceae
Product: isopentenyl-diphosphate delta-isomerase
Exons: 1
Coding region: 1-897 (298 amino acids)
Biological process (GO): isoprenoid biosynthetic process; isopentenyl diphosphate biosynthetic process
Cellular component (GO): cytoplasm
Molecular function (GO): isopentenyl-diphosphate delta-isomerase activity
Source: RefSeq, a predicted model, not a curated record
AUGGCGACGACGACAACGACGACGACGACAACCACCUCCACGUCCGCCACCGCCACCACGACCACCAUCACCCGCGAGAAUGUCACGACCCUCUUUCCAGACGUGCACACUCGACUCAUCGGCGCCGACAUGGCACCCAACUCGACACCGGACGGAUUCUCGUCGUCGUCGUCCGGGUCCAACGACGACCUCGCGGGGUACGACGAAGAGCAGAUCCGGCUCAUGGACGAGGUGUGCAUCGUGCUCGACGAGAACGACGGGGUGCUGGGGUCGGCGUCCAAGAAGGCGUGCCACCUGAUGACCAACAUCCGGCAGGGCUUGCUGCACCGGGCGUUCUCGGCGUUCGUGUUCGACCCGCGCAGCAAGAAGCUGCUGCUGCAGCAGCGGGCGUCGGAGAAGAUCACGUUCCCGGACAUGUGGACCAACACGUGCUGCUCGCACCCGCUGGCGCACCCGUCCGAGACGGGCGCCGGCGACCUCGUCAGCAACGUCGAGGGCGCCAAGCGCGCCGCGGUGCGCAAGCUGAACCACGAGCUCGGCAUCCGCGCCGCCCAGGUGCCGCUGGAGGCCUUCCGCUUCCUCACCCGCAUCCACUACCUCGCGCCCUCGGACGGGAAAUGGGGCGAGCACGAGAUCGACUACAUCCUCUUCGUCGAGGCCGACGUCACCCUCGACGUCAACCCCAACGAGGUCCGCGACACCCGCUGGGUCGGCCGCGACGAGCUGCGCCAGAUGUUCGCCGACGUCGAGACCAACUCCGGCAGGGACAAGGACCUCAAGUACACCCCCUGGUUCCGCCUGAUCUGCGAGGGCAUGCUGUUCGACUGGUGGGAGAAGUUGGAGCAGGGCAAGUUGAGCGAAGUCGUCAACGAGUCCCAGAUAAGGAGGAUGUUAUGA